Molecule: messenger RNA, 2655 nt
Organism: Lucilia cuprina (Australian sheep blowfly)
Lineage: Eukaryota; Metazoa; Arthropoda; Insecta; Diptera; Calliphoridae
Product: solute carrier family 15 member 1
Exons: 7
Coding region: 909-2396 (495 amino acids)
Biological process (GO): transmembrane transport
Cellular component (GO): membrane
Molecular function (GO): dipeptide transmembrane transporter activity
Source: RefSeq, a predicted model, not a curated record
AGAAAAAACAAUAACAAAAUGUCUCGUGAAAUAAGAUGAAAUUUAACACACGUACUAAAUGCUUUAGUAGACGACAAACAGAUUGACUAUUCUAAGUUAAAUACUUGAAGAAUAUAAUUGUUAAUGUGUAGAUAGAUAGGGAAGACAAACGAACCGAAAGCCACAUACAGAUAUCAGGCAACCAACCAACCAAACAACCACUCAGCCAGCCAGCCAGCCAGCCAACCAAGCAACCAUCGAUGCAACCAAACGACAGAACGUCAUACAUUGUAGAGGGAAAAAUGUUAAAAGUUAAGUUUUAACCGAGCACAGUCAACAGUAUUUCACGAGAGUUUAAACAAGAAAAACCUACAUAAAUAAAACAGCGUUUUAAAAAUUAUGUUAUUGGAAAAAAAUAACGGUCAAUAAAUAAAUAAUAGAUAGCAGGGUACACUAAUAGAUAGAAAAACUUGAUCAAAAACAAACAAGUGAUAAUAUUUAAACUAUUUAUUGUAAAUAUUUGUAAUUAAAAAAGAAAACAUUAAAAUAAAAUUUAUUGUAAUUUUUUUUUAUACAAAAUUACCUUGUGCAUUUUGAAUACCGUGAAAUUUGAGUAGUCAAAUACAGUAACAACUAUUCUAAAGUCUAGUAUAUGUUAAAUAGUAAAUAUAUACAUAUGUAUAGAAUAGAUAGUAUGGUAACAGUGCUUGUGUUUUAACAGUCAACUAACUUGAAAAUCACCGUAUUUGCGGUUGAGAAAGCCCUCUGUAUUAUAAACAUCAUAACAAUCCUAUUAUACAUAAUAAAAGUAUAUUAAAUAUAAAUAAAAUUAAGAAAAAAUUUGUUAUUGUUUUAACAUUCAUAAGGUUUUUAACUUAAAUUAAACACUCUCUAGUGUCUAGUGUCCAAUUAGUUAAAUAAACCUUAAAAUGUUUCGCGCUUCCCAAAUUGCUAGUGAAGAGACUUUACCUGCUUUGGGUGUAUUAACCCUAAAAGAUAACGCAUCAGAAAUCUCAAAAUUAACUUCAUUAAAAUCUAAACAAGGAAAUAUUAAAACUGAAGGUUAUGGCCUUGUAACACAAUUAACACCCAGAGGUAUUAAAUAUCCUAGGGCCAUAAUAUUUAUAUUAAUGGCGAAAUUAUUUGAAGCCUUUGCUGCAAAUGGUAUAAGAAGUAAGUAUUUUAUAUACUUCCUAGUUUCCAUUUCUUUACUCUUCAUAGCCAUUGGUAAUGGUUCUUCUAGAGCUUGUCUUACCUCUUUGGGCGCCAUACAAUUUCAAUUGCCUCAACAGGCCAAACAACUGGCAGAAUAUUUUAGUCUCUACUAUUUUGUGUAUUAUGUUGGUAUAUUUCUGAGUAAAAUCUUACCACCCAUGGUGAGAGCCAAUACAACUUGUUUCAAUAAGACUGGCUGUUAUCCGGCAGUAUUUGGUACUUUGGCUACGUCGUUUUUUGUAGCCUGGCUAACCUUCUGCAUUGGCAAAUUGUAUUAUAAGGAAGAAAAGUUAAGUGAGGAAAAUAUACUGCUAAAAUUCUAUGGUUGUAUUAAACAUGCUUUGGCUAGGAAAUGGUCUAAAAAUGCUGGUGUAACGAAACGUUCCUAUUGGCUGCACUAUGCUGUGGGGAAGUAUGAGGAUAGUUUUGUUAAUGAUGUGGCUAAAGUUUUAAAGCUGGCCAAAUUAUUUCUGCCUUUGCCUAUAUAUUUUGCUUUAUUGGCUCAACAGGAUUCCAGUUGGACAUUUCAGGCUUCACAAAUGAAUACGACCAUUGUGCCGGGCGUAACCAUACAACCGGAUCAGGCCAAAGCUAUGGGUCCCAUAUUUCUAUUCAUUUUAAUACCUCUAUGGCAGUAUUUAAUGAAACCUUGUUUGAAGUGUUGUUUCAACUAUGAGCUGCAACCCUUGCAAAGUGUUACUUUGGGUGGAGUAUUUUCAGCAUUUUCUUUUAUAUGUGCUGGUGUUCUACAAAGAUAUGUUUUGUCUAUGCCUUAUAAAUCGGUUAAUGUUUUAUGGCAAAUACCACAAUUUGUUUUGAUCAUGUUGGGUGAGUUAUUGCUAUCCAUACCCGGUUUACAAUUUGCCUUUACACAAGCUCCCGCUUCCAUGAAAUCGGUGGUUACAGCUGCCUGGUUUAUAAAUAAUGCCUUUGGUAAUCUUAUUGUUGUGUUAAUUACCGAACUGAACAUUUUUCCCACUCAAAGUGAUGAAUUUUUCUUUUAUGCCAUUUUAAUGAUAGUGGCCAUAGUUAUUUAUACUUUCUUAGCCUAUGAUUAUGUUUUACAAGAACGUUUGGGUCAUCAUUAUGCUAGUCAGAGCUCUUUGGAAGUCUCCGUGAAUACAGAAUCUACACCUUUAUAUAAUUUAAGAGAUGAAACACCCAGUACAAGUAAUACGAAUACACAAGUUGUUAAUGUUUAAAUGGUAGUAUGUGUAGUAUUAAAUUCACCCCUAUUUUGCAUUUCGAUUAAGUUUCCGCAUUCAAUUACGCAACGAUCGAAAUUUGGUAUUCCAACUAAAUAAAACGGAAUCUUAAGAAAACAAGUAAUAGUGAUAUAUUCGGCUGUGCCGAAUCUUAUAUACCCUUCACCAUAAUGUAUUUUAAACAUAUUUGUUUUAUAAAUUUUAAAAUUUCUGGGCUACUUUAUUAUUACAGCAAAAGCAAAACAAAAGAAACAAC